This is a messenger RNA of Pyrenophora tritici-repentis Pt-1C-BFP, 791 nucleotides long. Its product is annotated as mitochondrial 54S ribosomal protein uL16m. Gene Ontology annotation, cellular component: ribosome; mitochondrial large ribosomal subunit. Gene Ontology annotation, molecular function: structural constituent of ribosome; rRNA binding. The record is from RefSeq and is a predicted model, not a curated record. Gene Ontology annotation, biological process: mitochondrial translation. NCBI's taxonomy places the organism in Eukaryota, Fungi, Ascomycota, Dothideomycetes, Pleosporales, Pleosporaceae.
ACGACAACACAAUGCCGCCGCCAAGGAUAUCGCAGGGCCUUUUGGCUCAAUUCAGUCAAAUGAGCCUCUCCGCAUCACGGCCCACAUUACUGCAACAGACAUGCCUUUCCAAAUGUCGCUUUACAGUACCCACGACCAAGCCGUCUGUCCGGCUCUUUUCUUCCACUCCCUCAAACCUCUCAUACCUCGCACCCAAAGGCGGCGAGUCCCGCAAAUCACGCAAGGGAAGAUGUCGCGUUCCAACCGGCGGCAGCAUGCGCGGUACGACGGUAGUAUGGGGUGACUAUGGUCUGCGAAUGCGCGACCAUGACCGCCGCAUCAGCGCACACCAACUCCGCAUCGCCGAGGAAACUAUUAGGAAGCGACUUCGAGGCAUGAAGUUUCGCCUCUACAUGCGCAUUGCGGCAAACAUUGGUGUCUACACGUCCGGAAACGAUGUGCGUAUGGGAAAAGGAAAGGGAAGCUUCGACCGCUGGACUGCGAGGGUGGCGGUGAGCAAGAUCAUUUUUGAGAUCCAAGGAGACUUGCACGAACAGGUGGUGAAGGAUGCGUUUAGGCUGGCGGGAAAUAAGCUGCCGGGCUUGUACGAGUUUGUGAAGAAGGGCGAUCCGCCGGUUAUGGGUCUUACCAAGGUUGGGGUGAAUGGAAUUACUGAGGAGGACCUCAAGCGGCCAAGGAGGAAGGAGCCGCUUGAGCAAACGGCAGCGAGGUUGCCUUCUGCUUAGUAGACGACGGCGAUGACACCCUAGGCAGUAGUAUAAACGUCCAAAUCGUGAUUCAGUCAAGGCUUG